UCCCGGCGUAUACUUUACCUUUGGCUCAGCUUGUGUCGACGUGGGGGAACAGAGUGUGUCCGGCCGCAUGAGCACGGAAACAAACAAAACAGUGUCAUGCGAAAUAGCGGAUUCUUUCAGAAACGGACUCCGGCAUGUGGCUUAAACCCGAAGAGGUGCUCCUGAAAAACGCACUCAAGCUAUGGGUGACGGAGAGGUCCAACGACUAUUUCGUGCUGCAGCGCAGACGCGGCUACGGCGAGGGCAGCAGCGCGCUGACGGGUCUCCUGGUCGGAACUCUGGACACAGUCUUGGACUCCACAGCCAAAGUAGCUCCAUACCGGAUCUUGCACCAAACACCUGACUCACAAGUGUACUGGACCGUAGCCUGCGGUGCUUCUCUAGAGGAGAUCUCUCAGCACUGGGACUGGUUGCAGAUCAACAUUAUGAGAACUCUCUCUGUGUUUGACUCCGGGGAUGACAUCACUAGCUUUGUCCAGGGCAAGAUUCGAGGUCUGAUAGCAGAGGAGGGAAAGGGAGCCCCUGACACGCAAGAGCAGGAACGGUUCCGUGAGGCUGUUCUGCGCUUCGAGCACUUGUUUGGCCUGCCACGGCAGGAGAAGCUGGUGACCUACUACUCCUGCAGCUACUGGAGAGGCCGUGUGCCCAACCAGGGCUGGAUGUACCUCAGCACACACUUCCUUUGCUUUUAUUCCUACCUGCUGGGAAACGAGGUGAAGUUGGCCUUGCCCUGGGACGAAGUGAGCCGGCUGGAGCGCGCCUCCAGCGUGCUGCUAACGGAGAGCAUCCGCGUGUGUGUGCGUGGCGAGGAGCAUUACUUCUCCAUGCUCUUGCACCUCCAGCAGACUUACCUGCUCAUGCAACAGCUGGCUGCCUACGCUGUCACCCGCUUGUUCGACAAGGAGACCUUCGAUGCAGACCACCCUCUCUCCGACCCCCCGCGCAUCACACAGAGGGCGCUGGAGGUGCACGCGAGGAACCAGGCGUUCCGGGCAUUCUUCCGUCUGCCGUGCGAGGAGAACCUGUGUGAAGUGUAUGAGAGCUUCCUCUGGCUUCCCUUCAGCCACCACAACACACUGGGCAAGAUCUGCGUAUCCGAGAGAUACCUCUGCUUCGCCAGUCAGGACGGGAGCCAAUGCCAUCUCAUCCUACCCCUCCGGGAGGUUGUAGCAGUGGAGCUGGUGGAUCCUGGCAGCCGUGCCCUAAGUGUGUCUGUGCGGGGUAAACGGGGGUUCCGCUUUUCCGAGGUUCGAGAUUUUGAGCGUCUGGCAGCCACUAUCCGUAGGAAAUGCGUGCCAUCGACAAGCCCUCAACAUUCCGCCGUUACACAGCUGCCUCUGUGUGAUGAUGAGGAGGAGAUGAUGGUUGGUCAGAAAAAGGCUGUCAGCACAGAGGCUCUGAUGAACGUUUUCCAUCCGCACGACACUGAAAAUCUGGAUCCCAAAAUGCUGAAGGAGCGAAUGAAAGAGCAGCUGUGGCAGAUCCACUUUGCAGAAUAUGGUCGGGGGAGUGGAAUGUUCUGCACCAAAAAAACCCGUGACCUUGUCGUACGAGGAAUUCCAGAGACACUCAGGGGAGAACUGUGGAUGCUUUUCUCAGGUGCGGUGAACGACAUGGCUGUCCACCCCGGUUACUACACAUCUCUGCUGGAGGAGUGUAUGGGCAGCAGUUCUCUGGCCUGCGAUGAGAUCGAGAGAGACCUGCACCGCUCCCUCCCAGAGCACCCGGCGUUCCAGACCGAUACCGGAAUAUCCGCCCUGCGAAGAGUCCUGACUGCCUAUGCCUACCGCAACCCCAAAAUCGGCUACUGCCAGGCGAUGAAUAUCCUAACAUCUGUACUGCUGCUGUACGCCAAGGAGGAAGAGGCCUUCUGGCUGCUGGUGGCUGUGUGUGAGAGGAUGCUGCCGGACUAUUUCAACCGUAGAAUCAUUGGUGCCCUGGUUGAUCAGGCUGUGUUUGAGGAACUCAUCCGUGAUCACCUGACCCAGCUGACGGAUCACAUGUCCGACCUGUCCUUCUUCUCGUCGGUGUCUCUAUCCUGGUUCCUCACGCUGUUCAUUAGCGUGCUGCCCAUUGAGAGUGCAGUGAAUGUGGUGGACUGCUUCUUCUACGACGGCAUCAGAGCCGUGCUCCAGCUCGCCCUGGCUGUCCUCCACCACAACGUGGACAGCCUGCUCUGCUGCAGCGACGAUGCAGAAGCUGUCACCAUCCUCAACAGGUUUUUUGACAGUGUGACCAAUAAAGACAGUCCCCUCCCAGCCACUGUACAGCAGGCAACCGGUGACCGAUCAGCCCAGCCUACAGUGGACAUCACCGACCUCAUCCGAGAGGCCUACGAAAAUUUUGGGAAUAUCCAGUGGGAGGAAGUGGAGAGUAUGCGUAAACGCAACAAACUCUAUGUUGUUCAGACACUGGAAGAGACAACCAAACAAAACGUGUUGCGAGUCAUUGCUCAGGAUGUGAAGUUCAGUGCCACUCAGCUGGAAGAGCUCUACUGGCUGUUUAAGAGGCAGCAUUUUAUUAGCUGUUAUUGGAACCAGAGCAGUUCUACUCUGCUGAACCAUGACCCAAGUCUACCUUAUCUGGACCAGUACCAGCUCGGCCAUGGCCAGUUCUGCUCUCUCUUCAGCCUCCUGUUACCUUGGGGCAACAGCCCACCCUCAAACACACACACGUGCGUGCACUCGCACUCUCACACACACUCACAUUUACACUCUCUGGCGCGGUCAGCUUUCUGCCUUGCGGAUCAGAAUGAAGACGGACUGAUCAACUUCAGAGAGUUCAUCUGUGCCCUGGAUGUCCUGUAUAAUGGCUCAUUCACAGAAAAGCUGAAGUUUCUCUUCAAGCUUCAUCUGCAGCCCGCAGGGACUCGGCUCCCAAAGGCCUUAAGAUCUUCUGCCUGUACUCUACCAGCUGAAGAGUUCUCUCUCUCCCCUCGUCUUUCUGACUGUGGUGGUGAUGGUGUGAUCAGGAAGAGCCCAGAGAGAGGUCGUGGGAAGUUUGAUCUCCAGGAGUAUUUGAAACAGUGGCAGGAUGAGUUGCAGAAGAAAGAUGAUAACAUAAAACACCUGCCUAGAAUUAACCAGACCCAGUUUAUUUGCUUGUCUAAGACGCUGUACAGUGUGUUCCAUGGAGAUGAGGAGGAAGAGCAUCUGUACUGUGCGGUUGCCCGGGUAACCAGCCUACUGCUGCGCAUGGAGGAAGUGGGAAGAAAGCUGCAAGAGAACAGCCCAACAAAGACUCCUCCCACUACCACGCAGAGCCCCGCCCCUACACCGGCCGCUGAGCAGAGCCCCGCCCCUACACCAGGCCUUGAGCAGAGCCCCGCCCCUACGAGCCACACCCCGGAGACGUGCACUCCAACUGAGAGUGAGGGCACCACCAAAACUCCUGAUUCUCCACCUGGGUGUGCCGGCAUCUCCCCUGUUCAUCCAGACACAAGCCCCUCAGACACAAACCCCACCUCCACCACCUCCACUGCCACUAGCAGCCCCACCGGGACCCACAGCUCCACCCUGGACACGCCUUCGGACACGCCCGGGGAUCCUCCGAGCCCUGCCGCGGGUGGAGACUGGAGUUUUUCUUUUGAGCAGAUUCUGGCCUCACUCCUGAACGAGCCCACCGUCGUCCGCUUCUUUGAGCAAACAGUUGACGCAGACACGCUCAUAGAGUACGCACGCAGUGCCCAGCUCAGAGACGCACGCACGCACGUAAAGUAAGCGCGAAACACCCAUAUCAAAAACACACAAUAAAACACACACACACGCUCAAAGUAAGAACGAAACAACCAACUCAGAGACGCACGCGCGCGCACACACACAAACCUAAAAAGGAAAAACAAUAAAUCGCAGCAAACUACUGCCCUCCAAAAGCCAUAAUUUACACCCCAUUCUUCCCCACCCCACACUGAGCACACACACACACCUUCCAUUUCUGCUUGAGAUUAAUGAAAUGUUUAGUUGUCUUACUGUGUUGCAGACAAGUCUCUGUGUUAAAUGCAUACCUAUAAAAAUAUAUGCAACUUAAACAACAAAUAAAAGAUGAACAGUAGAGCACAAUAUCUGAUGUGAGAACGUCUGUGUGGGAUUACGUGGGCUCACCAUCAGGCUAACAGACUGCUCCAUUCUGGAAACGCAUUCAUUCUGUGUUUUCCCACAGUUCAGUUCUCCAGCAUGUUUCUUCUGUUCUAGAUUGCAUGUGUUACUUUGUUCUAGGACAACCGUGUGAGCGAUACGGGGGGUGUCCUGCCGAAUUUGAUUGGACGCUACAGGUCAGGGCAGGGACAUAGUGCGAUCUGAUUGGAUGCUAUGUGGCACAGUGGAUUGGGAUUAGAAAGGACAGGAACAUGGUGCAUGGUGAACUCUGACCUCACAGUUUUUUUUCUGAAUUGUCUUUUUGGAUUUGUGUUUGUGUUUGUGUGAAAAAUGGAUGUUAAUAUGUAUUGUCGUCUCAGUGGUAUUUUAAGAGAG
Molecule: messenger RNA, 4469 nt
Organism: Electrophorus electricus (electric eel)
Lineage: Eukaryota; Metazoa; Chordata; Actinopteri; Gymnotiformes; Gymnotidae
Gene: tbc1d8b
Product: TBC1 domain family member 8B
Molecular function (GO): calcium ion binding
Source: RefSeq, a predicted model, not a curated record